Messenger RNA from Metarhizium brunneum ARSEF 3297, 2688 nucleotides. RefSeq names its product Transmembrane GTPase fzo1 (gene fzo1). NCBI's taxonomy places the organism in Eukaryota, Fungi, Ascomycota, Sordariomycetes, Hypocreales, Clavicipitaceae. Gene Ontology annotation, biological process: mitochondrial fusion; mitochondrion localization. Gene Ontology annotation, molecular function: GTP binding; GTPase activity. Gene Ontology annotation, cellular component: mitochondrial outer membrane. The record is from RefSeq and is a predicted model, not a curated record.
AUGAGCCAGGAUUAUUUCACCGGCAAGGGAAAGGGGCCGCUGCGCUCCGAUCCCGAUCCCGACGCGCCAAAGAACUCGAGUCCCUCAUCAUCGAGUCGACCUCAUUACAUGACGGUUGGUAGCGGAUCGACAUCGGAGCACGCCGCACGGUUGCAGAAUAUGCUGGAUGUCGAUUCUGGAUAUGGAGGAAGCGUGGCUGGCGAAGAUCACCACAUGGCCAUGACAUCGGCGACAAACUCGACCUCCGACUCAAGUCAGCAUCCUCGAGGCAGAGCAAGUGCAGGCCAUCAGAUGUGGUACUACCGCCAACGCGCGAUACUAGGCAGGUCGAUCAACAAGGUCCUGGAUUUGUUACAGAGUCUUCAACAGAUGAACACUGAGUGGCCAGCCCAUUAUCCGACCAUCCGGCCUGCGGACGCGACGAGCUCAGAAAGGCCCGGAAUGGGACGCACGUACUCAGUUUCAGGAGACGCUGCCAGCUCUUCGUCAACAACCGCCCAGCCUCCGUUGUUAAGGCGAUCUCUGACUGCCGCCGAUGCUUCAACCGCUGAGUCGAGCCGCGCCGCCAAGAACCGACCGGCGCCAGAGCCGAGGCUAGUUUCUCCCCAAAUUGCGCAAGAAUUAUCUAUUUUGAAAUUGGAUCUGAAAUUAGGAGCCCUGCAUCAAGCCGAGCUUGUGCACUCUUUAGAGAAGAACUCCAUUGCAGCUCUUCUGGACGGCAAAAUUAGCUCGAGCAUAAGGCAUCUAUUAUCCCUCCGCGAGCGCAUCGAAGAUACUUCCAGCAAGGUCCUCAUCACGGGUGACUUGAAUGCUGGAAAGUCGACUUUUUGCAACGCCCUGUUGCGACGCAAAGUUCUGCCAGAGGACCAACAGCCAUGCACCGCCAUCUUUUGCGAAGUCCUAGACGCCAGGGAAAAUGCGGGAAUUGAGGAAGUGCACGCCGUGCACAAGGAUUGCACCUACAGCAGACAUGACGAGACAACCUACGACGUUUAUGCUUUGACCGAGCUGGAAAAAAUUGUUACGGAUAACGAAACGUAUACUCAGUGCAAGGUAUACGUGAAGGAUAUUCGGACAGUGGACGAGUCACUACUCAACAAUGGCGUAGUCGACAUUGCGCUAAUCGACGCACCAGGUCUCAACUCAGAUACUACCAAAACUACCGCCAUUUUCGCCAGACAGGAGGAAAUUGAUGUCGUUGUGUUCGUUGUCUCAGCAGCAAAUCAUUUCACACAGUCUGCCAAGGAGUUUAUAUACGCAGCCGCCGCUGAGAAGGCCUACUUGUUCAUUGUCGUCAAUGGCUACGACACCAUCAGAGACAAGGAGCGAUGCCAGAAGCUUAUUUUGGAUCAAGUUUCUGGACUGAGCCCAGAUACUCGUAAAGAAUCAUCAGACCUUGUUCACUUUGUAUCAAGCAAUGCUAUUCCAGCCGGACCAGCACCGCCAGGAGGUCCUGGUGGCAACGGAAGCGGCAGUUCCAGCGGUGGAGGUGGAGGCGAUGAUCCAGGCGACGAUGGAGCAAAGGGCAAGGGCAAAGAUUUGGACAAGAUUCGAGACUUUGAGGCUCUGGAAGCAUCAUUGCGUCGCUUCGUUCUCGAAAAGAGGGCGAGGUCCAAGCUUGCCCCUGCGAGAACAUAUCUAUUGAACAUCCUCAAUGAUAUACACAGUUUGGCUCAGGUUAACGAAGAAGUUGCCCAGUCAGAGAUUGACAGGGUCUCUGCUGAACUCAGGGAAAUUGAGCCACAACUCGCCUCAAGUCGAAAGGCCAGGUCCGAAGUAAGCGAGCAAAUAGAUCGAAACAUCGAGGAGACUUGUCAAGAUGUCUACGAUCACAGUCGUUCUGAGCUUAAUACCGCCAUCACUCAGGCCGGCAGGACCAACUACGACGUGCCAUACCCCGGCGUCUUUGGCGCCUUCCAGUAUGCCGACGAUAUUAAAGAGGCCAUGCUCUCGCACAUCACGGACGCCGUCACGCGCUGCGAAGAAUACGGCAGAGAAAAGAGCGUCCAAGGCGUAAAUACUAUUAAACAACUGGGCCUGCUACAUGUUGGGGACGAGUUCCAGAACCUACAGUUUCGACCAGACGUCAUGUUCCGGAGAAAGCGUGAUGCUCUCGCACGACAGGUUCAUAUUCCAACUGAGCUUUGGGACUUUGUGGACUGGUCGACUCUGUUGCAGCGCCAGGAGAAGUUUGCAGGGACCGGCAUGGCCUUGACGGUGGCGGGCGCUGUCGUGCCUCGAAUGCUUGGCAUGAGUAACUGGAUGGAUCAUGCCAUGUUGACGACUCGGGUGUUGAGCAAUGGGAAUCUCCGUCAACUGAUUGUUCCUGGAAUUGUCAUUGCUGCGAUCGCCGGGGUCGCCUACGUUUUACAGCAGAUCCCCAACUCCCUACCCCCCAGACUCGCCACCAAGAUUUCUUCGCAGCUGGCUGAACUAGACUACAUCCAUGCCAACUCAUCACGAAUUUCCUCAUCAGUCCGCAAGGUCCUGCGCUUCCCAGCUGACAGUCUCCGCGUCGGCCUCGACCAAAGCGUCAAGGACCUAGGUAACAAACGGGAUGAGGCCGACAAAGUCCGACACGAAAGUGAAGAAGCUUCCAAGUUUUUCCACGAGCUAGUGGGCAGGAGUCAAGUCCAAAGAAGCAUGGUCGAGGCUGUGGAUUUGGAUGCGCCGCAAGAGCUCCACUGA